Molecule: messenger RNA, 720 nt
Organism: Didymella exigua CBS 183.55
Lineage: Eukaryota; Fungi; Ascomycota; Dothideomycetes; Pleosporales; Didymellaceae
Exons: 1
Coding region: 1-720 (239 amino acids)
Biological process (GO): phospholipid transport
Cellular component (GO): mitochondrial intermembrane space
Molecular function (GO): phosphatidic acid transfer activity
Source: RefSeq, a predicted model, not a curated record
AUGGUCAAGUUCUACUCGUCGCAGGAGACGUACGCAUACUCGUUCCCCGCCGUCACCCUCGCCUACUUCCUGCGCUACCCGAACCCCUACGCCACCCACGUACUCUCGACCGACACCAUUGCCCGCUCCUACGACCCGGCCACGCAGCGCCUGACGACGGUGCGCCUGCACCUCAAGCGCUCCAAGCUGCCCGCCGCCGUGCUGCGCCUGCUGCCCAAGGCCCUGCUCGGCGCCUCGGCCACGGGCGACACCCAGACGUACAUUCUCGAGAAGAGCGUCGUCGACGUCAAAGAGGGCUGGAUGGACACCGAGUCGCGCAACCUCGAGUGGACCGGCGUGCUGUCGGUCGUCGAGCGCCAGGUCUUCACCCGGCUCGACGACACCAGCGAGACGACCGACGUCACAUCCAGCGUCACCCUGCACUCGCACAUUGGCGACGCCUGGAAGCGCAAGCGCGAGGCCGCCAGCGACGACGCCCCGCCCAAGAUGGGCUUUCUGCGCAGCUGGGGCACCGCCGCGCUGCAGCGCCAGAUUGAGAAGAUUGGCCUGACGCGCGCCCAGCGCAGCCAGCCCAACGCCAAGGAGGGCAUGAAGGUCGUGCUCGAGCGCAUGCGCCAAGGCGGCCUCGUCGCCGUGCUCGAGGGCAUGCGCGCCGACCGCGAGGCGAUUCUGGCCGGCCGCUCGCUGCUCGCCCAGCGCCCAAACGAGUCGGACGAGUGA